AUGGCCGCUUCCACACCAGAGGACCAUAGUCGAGAGUGGCAUUUCAUCAAGAGGCAAGGCUGUCACAAUGCUACACCUAUUUCUACUCGCUAUGAAACUUCGACUGUCACGAGUCAUCAUGUUUCGUAUUCGUACUAUACUUCUACCUCUCAUUCCAGCAAUCCUCCUGAAACGACGAAACCUGCAUAUACUUCUCGAACACAUUACACGUUUACUUUCGAACCACGGCCUCCAAUCUCGAUCGAAACGAGAACGAGUACUACUCUACUCCCGCCCAAGAAGAGCGUCGUAUCAACUACCAGUGAUAUUAUACCAAGGGCGAGAGCAGUACAUGGUACGCCAAUAACAAUCACCCAGACACACGUCACAAGGACACCGGUCGAGACUAUCUAUAGUUGUCCUCCUACUAGUCGUGGACCCACUACUAGCACGAGCUGGAAUACCGAUCCUACAUCCCGUUCCAGUCGCGAGCUGCCUGCAUCCCACUCUAGUCGCGAGCCACCCACUUCUUGGCUCGAGCCCACAUCACGUUCCGGUUGGGAACCGCCCUCCUCUUCGACUUACUCGACGUCUCGGCCGACGAUUGCCACCGACUCUGUUCCACCUUCUUCAACAUGGGAUGAGCCAGCGACCACCUCGAGGGGAACCUGGUACCCUAGCCCUCCAGUGUCCAGCGCGGCUACUUCUAGAUCGAGGCCCACUUCUACUGCGCCUCCGUUGACAUCUCCACCCCUAUCAUCAAAUACGCAGUCCACAUCUACCAUACUCUCGCCGACUUCUUCAGCCCCGAAUUCUACUAUUACUCUGGUGCCAUGGCCUCCUACCGCCACACGUUCCUACUCCGAGUGUGUUUAUACGCUCUUCGACGGCACGUACCCGUAUUCGAGUUACACCGCGCGCUGUUCCCCGACCACGAGUGAAUCGCUUUGUACUUCUUUCUACAGGAACGGUGAAUGGGAUCUGGUUCUCUGCACGUCUGGUUCUACAAACACAACUAGCACGACCUCAACCCUUACCAAUGUAACCACUUCAACUCGAACCAUAACCUCGUGGCCGUGUAGCUCGUACGCAACUGAGUUACAGCAAUGGGUCCCCGUAUCUUGCAGCUCGACUGCACCCAACAUUACAACGUCUUCACCAGGCGGUUGUAGCUCAUUUAUGGACCCCCGGUCUGGUUGGACCAUAGUCCCUUGUACAUCUACGCCUAAUAUUACGUCAGUUUCGCCGACAAUAACAAUGCCUCCGACUGUGACAAUCACCCCCACUCGCACACACAGCAGAUCUUGUAGCACUCAUGACCAGGAUCUGAGAACUUGGAUUCCAGUGCCAUGUGAUCCUUCUACGAAUACUUCGACAAUCGCAACGAUACCGGACAGCACGCCCACACACAACACGACAACGAUCAAUACUAUCACUAGUGUAUUCAAUAUUACUAAGACCCCGACAAUCACGACGAGGCCGACUGCGUCUCAGACCCAGCACUGCAGUACUUAUGUUCCAUCGCUGGAACUGUGGGUUUCUGCCCCGUGUGUCACCGCCACCCCGACGUCGAUGUGUCUUGAUGAUAGCCAGGAUAUAUGGGUACCAUGCACAUCAGUGGCGCGCACGUCUGGUACGGAUACUUGGACUUUGAUCUCAGAGGUUACGGGUACUUCCAGCCCCAUGACCGCGACGACUACACGACAUCCUCAUACUUUCCACCCUACUACUGCCUUUACAGAAACCGAUGAACCAACCUCUACUGACGACACAACCCUCACGGAUAAGCCUACAUAUACACCUGAAAUCCAGACGCAUACACCAACUCGAACCCCACUCACUUCCAUUUCCGAUGCGAACAUAGGAACUUCAGAAGUGCAUUCGUCUCACCUUACUUAUACCUCAGCGCCCCCCACUUCCCAAACGAGCCCGGGCACAUCUUUUGAGAUAGAAUCUUCUAGCGUCCAAGAAACAACAACGUUCAGAGGCCCUACCGACCCUGGGUUACCUCGGCCUACCUCUCCGCGGCCCACCCAAUCUUCAACUUCAACGGUACUUUUCACCUCGAAUUUUAUUGUCCCUUCCACGCAGGGGAUUUUCUUUCCUUCUCCAACUUCAACUCUUACUCCUGCUCCCGAUGGCAUUCGAAGUGGCACUCUGGCAGGAAUCAUAGUAGGAAGCAUCCUUGGUGUAGUCGGUCUGCUCGGUAUCGGCGCAUUUAUGAUAAAAUCAUUUGGUGGUUAUAGGGGCCACGACAUAUUUGAGCCUCGUGGGGGUUAUCAGGCUGCACCAAGUGGAGGUUCGGCUGGUGGUAGGGAUGGAGGUAGUGGUGGAAUCGGGGCUGGGGGGCCGAGUGGUAUGGCCGAAAUUCGAAAUGAGGCUCCGCUACGUUCGGCUCUGCGCAAUCGGGGUGAAGUCGGUGGUGGAUGGAACGACGCAUCAUGGGGGCCGGCGUAUGCAUAUACGGGCGUCGCAACCGCUGCAGCCGUAGCUGCGGCGACCAGCAGCAACCAACGUGGACGCGACCCAGGAUCUGAUGGGCGCUACGCAGAUGGUGGGAUACGCGACGAGGACACUCCCGACGCGGUGCCCCAGCGAUAUGGAGAUGGCGGCCUUGCCGGUCCGGAUUCGCAUUACGAUACAGAGAUGAACGAUCGCGAUCAUGGGUACGAAAGUCGUGAUAUACGAUACAUUGUAUCGAAUUCAGAAGUCCAGUUCGAUCCGUACCGUGACUUGCCUAACGGCCAAGAUUCCGUUCCUAUUGGGAACAACCUGACAAGACAAAGCGCGUUGACAGGGCCCGGAAUUUCGCUUGACCUUGCUGGGGGUACCCAGCCUUAUCACUCGACGCCAGCUGUCUCUGAGCAUUAUCCGCCUGCAUCUUUGCAACCCGAUCAAACUGAUUCCGGCGUCUUCAUGUCCGGUUCGAAUGGCCAAAGUACAACAAGCUUUGCACCAAGUACCAUGGAUCCAUUUCCUCAGCCACAUCCAGAUCAUACGCACCAAAUCUCGCCUCCUUACGUGGAAUAUGGUGGUACAGGAGGCGUGGCGCACGAGUCGCCCCAGCCUUUUAUGUCAACAGAUAUUCAGCGCCCGCCGUACUGGGAAAACAGUGCACCAGUUGCGUCGGUGGACUCUUUACCAAUACAUAGUAAUAUUCCUAGGUACAGUGCCCUUAUGGGUGCCGACAAUGUGGUUGGCACCGGGGGCUCUUCGGCGCCAGGUUCCAACAAUACGCCCGGCGUUGGGAGUCCAUCGGCCCCGGCCCUGGGUAUUGCAAGUAUGCCCAGUAUAGAGGGCACAUCUCACGUUGAAGGUUCUAGUCUCGCCAACCCUACUUGGGACCUCCCUGGCGUCGCGGAAUUUGGCCAACAUGUUGCCGAUCCUCCAGGCCCGCAAAUCAACGAAUCGGCCUGUAUCGCAGGAUCUGCAGUUCCUGAUGCACCGAGAGGUUUACACCAAGGAUUGAAUCAACGGGACAAUGUUGUUUCGUCCCCUGUUUCUGCUUCUGGAGUAGGUAUGCGUCCCCCAAAAGUUGGGGGUCCAAGAGCGAGGCCGCAACGAUCCCUUCCUCCAGGAGAAUCUAUGACUCGUCUAGAUUCACGACGUAGUCUUCCGCCAGCUUAUGAAGAAUAA
Rhizoctonia solani is the source of this 3615-nucleotide messenger RNA. Its product is annotated as heparinase II/III family protein. The transcript is spliced from 3 exons. The coding region runs from base 1 to 3615 and encodes 1204 amino acids. The record is from RefSeq and is a predicted model, not a curated record. Lineage: Eukaryota; Fungi; Basidiomycota; Agaricomycetes; Cantharellales; Ceratobasidiaceae.